This is a messenger RNA of Nymphalis io (European peacock), 3365 nucleotides long. RefSeq names its product C-terminal-binding protein (gene CtBP). The transcript has 13 exons. Gene Ontology annotation, molecular function: NAD binding; oxidoreductase activity, acting on the CH-OH group of donors, NAD or NADP as acceptor; transcription corepressor activity. The record is from RefSeq and is a predicted model, not a curated record. Lineage: Eukaryota; Metazoa; Arthropoda; Insecta; Lepidoptera; Nymphalidae. The coding region runs from base 597 to 1946 and encodes 449 amino acids.
UCCGCCAUUUUGUACGUAGCUGGCGGUGAUUCAGGGUUCGCUUUCCCGGCUAAGUGUUUAUUGCGUGAAAAAACUGGAAAACUUCGAUCAAUUACUUUCUUAAACUGACUGCAGGCUAAAAAGACAAAAAAGUGAUACGAUUUUGCUUCUGUACCAAGUGCUUUCGUGAUUUGUGUGUGCCCUGUAAUUGGAGCGCGUGGCUGGUUACUCUUUGUUGUUGGAUUCUGCGUAAAAUAGGUUAAAGUUGGGGCAGAAAACAGUUCGGAUAACAGAGUGACAUAGUGUGCAUAGUCAGCGUGCAGGUGUGUGACGGCGCUGCCGUAAGUGCGUGUCAGUGCUGUGUUGUGGACGCGUGUGUACAGUGACAGUGACGGUGGUGUGUGUGUGCGUACGCGCGUCCGAAGUGGCGCCGACGCGAGCGUCAACUCAAUGCCGGUGCGCCGAUGGAUCGGUGAUCGCAGCCUGACUACGUCACAAGAGCAGCGCUGGUAAAAUGAGCGCGGCGAGACCAAGACCGUUUUGCGAACUUCAACCCUAAUGACAUUGAAAUUGUGACGCGCUGCGGAGCGGUAGUUAAAGCGGCUCUGCCGCUUUAAAUGGACAAACGCAAGAUGCUGCCAAAGAGAGCGCGUAUGGAUAGCAUGCGGGGUCCUAUCGCAAAUGGACCCCUGCAGUCGAGGCCCCUAGUGGCAUUACUCGACGGUCGAGACUGUACCGUCGAGAUGCCAAUACUGAAGGACGUGGCAACGGUAGCGUUCUGCGACGCGCAGUCCACUUCCGAAAUACACGAGAAAGUCCUUAACGAGGCCGUGGGCGCGCUCAUGUGGCACACCAUCAUCCUUACCAAGGAAGAUCUAGAGAAGUUCAAGGCACUUCGGAUCAUCGUGCGCAUAGGUUCCGGAGUCGACAAUAUAGACGUCAAAGCGGCUGGCGAACUAGGGAUAGCAGUAUGUAAUGUACCGGGCUACGGUGUGGAGGAGGUAGCGGACACGACGAUGUGUCUCAUAUUGAAUUUAUACCGACGGACGUAUUGGCUCGCCAAUAUGGUACGGGAAGGGAAAAAAUUUACAGGUCCAGAGCAGGUCCGCGAGGCGGCGGCGGGCUGCGCUCGCAUCCGCGGCGACACGCUCGGCAUCGUGGGGCUCGGACGCAUCGGCUCGGCCGUCGCGCUCCGAGCCAAGGCGUUCGGCUUCAACGUCAUCUUCUACGACCCCUACCUGCCCGACGGCAUCGAGAAGUCGCUAGGUCUCACCAGGGUCUACACGCUGCAGGACCUCCUAUUUCAAAGUGACUGUGUGUCAUUGCACUGCAGCCUAAACGAACACAAUCAUCACCUCAUAAAUGAAUUUACUAUCAAACAGAUGCGCCCAGGCGCGUUCCUGGUGAACACGGCGCGCGGCGGGCUGGUGGACGACGAGGGGCUGGCGGCGGCGCUCAAGCAGGGCCGCAUCCGCGCCGCCGCGCUCGACGUGCACGAGAACGAGCCCUUCAACGUGUUCCAGCAGGGCCCACUGAAGGACGCGCCCAACGUGCUGUGCACGCCGCACGCCGCCUUCUACUCGGACGCGUCGGCGCAGGAGCUGCGCGAGAUGGCGGCGUCGGAGAUCCGGCGCGCCAUCGUGGGCCGCAUCCCGGACUGCCUGCGCAACUGCGUCAACAAGGACUACUUCCUGGCCGGCGCCGCGCCCGUGCUGGCGCCGCCCGCGCCGCCCAUCCCCGCGCCGCAGCCGCCGCCCGCCACCUACAGCGAAGGCAUGAACGGCGGGUACUACGGCGGCGGGGGCGCGCAGGCGGCGCACUCCACCACGGCCGUGCACGAGGCGCCCGCGCUGCCGCCGCAGCCCGCGCCGCAGCCGCCGCCGCCGCAGCCGCCCAUAACGCUCCCGAUCAACACUUCGGACCCGGCGAACCACCAGAUGAAGCAAGAGAGCUCCGACGUCCACUAGGCGACACGCUACGUUACAGUACCGUACAGCGCCGAGCAAAAAAUAUACAAACAAUAGUUUUAUUGAUUCCAUCGCAACUAUGUCAUAAGUACCUACGUCGUAAGCCAACGAGUGAUAUAUUAUGUGGAGCGACGUUUGCAUACGCAUGCGAUUAGAUUAGACGAAACCAAACAGCUAGAGAGACCGAUACUACACGCAGGCGAGAACUGGAGCUACGUUCACACACGUCCUAAACCGUCAGUGCUCAAAGACAUUGCAUUGUAACACGACACAGGGGUGAACUACUACAAAAUGUAGCUUUACAGUGACGAACGUGAUGGUAUUCGGGUGUUUUGAAUAUAUAUUUUUUUGCAAAAGAAAACAAAAUCGAUCCUGUCCAACGGACGCGAUGCUUACGGACUUUAUGAUUAUAAGUAUAGAUGUGAAUGAAGAAAAGUAAUGUAUAAGUGAAGCGUGUUGGUGCAAACGUCGUGUAUUUGAGCGAAUAGUUGAUUCUGUGUUUGUAUUUGGUAAGUUGGGACAGCUAUAUUAUAUACUGUUAUGUGAAAUGCGUGCAACAAUCGCAGGACGAUGUAUGUAUGAGGUGUAGGAGGGGACGAUGUAUCGAACGAGGUUUUUUUGUACAUUUUUUUCCAUGUACGAAUGUUCUCUUUGUUGACAUUAAGUGAAAUUAUUGGAUUGAUUCAAUGAUAUUGUAAUGUACAGAACGAAAAGAAUGGUAGAAAUUUAGAUAUCAGACUGUAAAGUAUAGAUUUGAGAAUGGAUUGUAUUAUAAGCAAUUGAAACGGACGGCGUCGUUACUCUACUUGAACAAAUAACUAAUGUCACGUGUCGACGCACCGGGAUGUACUACUGGUUUAGUAAUUUAGUUAAUUGUGUUAUUGAGACGUGCAAUCAUAUUUAAAUGUGAUUCGCUAAAAUAAUAAGUCUGAUAAUUAUAAUAAUUGUGGAUUCGAUGGAUCGCCCCCUCCGUGUGUUCAGCAUUUGUUCGCAUUUGUACCGCCCGCUCCGAGAGGCGUGCUCCGUGCAGGCGCACGUGCAUACAAAACUGUUAAUUUUUAAGUAUCAACAAUGGAUUGUAGAAUUCUAUCAUCACACUAAUUAACGAGUAAACAGGAGGACUUGUGUUUUUUUUUAUUAAUUUGAAUUGUACAAAAUCACGCUUUCAUUUGAUUAUAUAUAUAUAUUUUUUUCUUUUCUAAAUAGAAUUAAGUAAAGGAUUUGUACAUGAAACGGAACACCAAUAAAUUAGACCGAAACUCAAUAGCGGGCCGCACCCGAUUAAAUCCGACGAUCGUGAGAAUUGGUAUUUAAAAUUAGUAUUUACUUACAGUUUAGUUUAAUGACAAAAAACAAUGUGUAUAUUUUAUGAGAAAGUGAAAAAGUUCUUAAAUAAAACUAUUGUUUUCGGAUUAAUGA